AUGUUAUUGUCGACAGAGUCCAGAUGUUUACGUAAACUGAUUACUGGUCGUGGAGGUAGCCGACAUACACCAGCUCAGUCAGUACUCGGAGCCAUUCAGGGAAUCGAAGUCGCUGGGCCGUCAAUCUCCAAAAACACCAUCAUCGGAAUCACGGACGCCAUUCUUAUCGUACUUUAUCUCAUUCAGCCCUUGGGCAUCUCCAAAAUAUCCAUGGUUUUCGCUCCGAUAAUCUCUGUCUGGUUCGCUUUCAAUGCCGUCUUCGGGAUUUAUAACCUCGUCAAAUACGAUGCCACUGUUUUCAAGGCGUUUUAUCCUUACUACGCCUUCGACUAUCUCAUCCGUCACAAAGAAGAAGGGUGGAGACACCUGGGUGGUGUUCUCCUGGCAUUCACUGGUGUAGAAGCACUUUUUGCGGACUUGGGAGCAUUUAGUAGAAAGGCUAUACAGCUCAGUUGGCUUGGAUAUGUGUUCCCUUGUCUGGUUUUGGGUUACGUUGGUCAAGCAGCUUUCAUUAGUGCUCACCCCGAAGCUUACUCGAAUCCAUUUUUCAACGCUGCCCCUCCAGGAACACUUUAUCCUGCUCUGGUCAUCGCCAUCCUCGCUGCCAUUGUAGCGUCACAAGCGAUUAUCACUGCGAGUUUCCAACUUUUGGCGCAGGUGAUGAAAUUCUCUUAUUUCCCUCAAUUGAAGGUCGUCCACACGUCCAAGAUCUAUUACGGCCAACUUUAUGUUCCUUUGGCCAAUUGGUUGUUGAUGGUAGGCACAGUGCUUGUAGCGUCAAUAUACAACAAUACGACUAGCUUGGGUAACGCCUAUGGUGUUUGUGUGAUGUUCGUCACUUUUUUCGACACCCUCAUGGUGACCUUGGUGUCGAUCUUUGUAUGGCGAUUCAAUCCGUUUCUCGUUGCCUUCCCUUGGAUGAUUUUUACUCUUCUCGACGCAACUUUCUUAUCCUCGGCUCUCACCAAAGUCCCCGAUGGAGCCUGGUUCACUUUGACUCUCGCCGCUGCCUUGGCUUGCGUUUUCCUACUAUGGAGGUUUGGAAAAGAACGACAAUGGCUUGCUGAAGCCAAAGACCGCUUCCCAACCUCCCAUUUCAUCGCCAGGUCGUCGGAUGGACAUCUGCGAUUAACCGAUGCGUAUUCUGGUGUCCCGCUCAGCACAAUCCAAGGUCUUGGAAUCUUUUUCGAUAAAGCUGGAGAGACAACACCAAUUGUCUUCAGUCAAUUUGUGACUAAAUUGACAUCAAUACCCGAAGCGAUUGUCUUCUUUCACCUUCGGCCACUUGACCGACCAACAAUUUCACCGGAGGAUCGCUAUACCGUAUCUCGUCUGGGGAUCCCAAAUUGCUAUCGGUUAGUCGUGCGAUACGGCUUCAACGACGAAGUUGUCACACCUGACUUGGCCACCAUCAUAUUCAAGCAGAUCCGCUCAUUCCUGAUCAAACAAACUACGAACAAUAUUAACGCCGUUCCCAGUCCGAACUUGACGUCAGGCAAAGAAGAUCAACAUAUCAAAGAUGAGAUCAUGCGUCUUGAUCGCGCUUUAGCACACAAAGUGUUGUUCUUCACAGGUAAAGGGCAAAUGAAAGUUCGGCAGAAUGGGAACUGGCUAAGGAAGCUGCUGCUAUGGGCGUUCUUAUGGAUCAGAGACAAUACCAGGAAUCGGAUUGCCAGUCUUCAGCUGCCGGUUGAAGAGAUCGUUGAGGUAGGCUUCUUAAAGGAGAUUUGA
Kwoniella botswanensis is the source of this 1731-nucleotide messenger RNA. RefSeq names its product potassium uptake protein. The transcript has 2 exons. Lineage: Eukaryota; Fungi; Basidiomycota; Tremellomycetes; Tremellales; Cryptococcaceae. Gene Ontology annotation, molecular function: potassium ion transmembrane transporter activity. Gene Ontology annotation, biological process: potassium ion transmembrane transport. Gene Ontology annotation, cellular component: membrane. The record is from RefSeq and is a predicted model, not a curated record. The coding region runs from base 1 to 1731 and encodes 576 amino acids.